CAUCGGUCUAUGGCGGCCACAACACUGCAUGUAACGUUCCCAUGUUGCACAGGCUACUGAAAAAGGCCAUAAAUAGUUGAAGGCAAUGUUUUAAUUGUUUAUUAAAGCUCUGAAUAUGGGGGACAUUGUGUGCGAACAGCUCCAUCUAAUACGCCCUUCUUAUGACGCAUAAUUUAUGGGGCUCGCUGGGACGUGAAGAAGGAUCAAGAAGAUCUUCAGGAAUCUGUUUGGAUAAAUGCAAAAACUGGAUAAAAUCGGGUUCAUUCAUCCUCGGUAACCGUGCGGAAUUAAAAGGAUGGCUGGAAUUUGUAACAGUUCAACAUCUGGAAUUGGUGACAUCAUCCAACUAAAUGUCGGUGGAACGAGAUUUAGCACGUCAAGACAGACUCUGACAUGGAUCCCUGACUCUUUCUUCUCAAGUUUACUUAGUGGGAGAAUAUCAACGCUACGGGAUGAAACUGGAGCUAUAUUUAUUGACAGAGACCCAACAACAUUUGCCCCUAUUUUAAACUUCCUUCGAACAAAAGAAUUAGACUUAAGGGGGGUUAACAUAAGCAUCCUGAGACAUGAAGCGGAGUUCUAUGGUAUUACACCUUUAGUUCGACGUUUACUUCUUUGUGAAGAACUGGAACGAUCUUCAUGUGGAAGUGUGCUCUUUCAUGGCUACCUCCCUCCACCAGCUAUCCCAGCCCGGAGCGCUGCUGGUGGACAGGCUGCAGGCCAGGAAGAGCGUUCGGUUCCCAGUGGAGCAGAGGGGAGUUUCCCACGUUCUUGCCCACAGUCUUCUCUCCCUGGGCCCUGUGGGGCAGAUGGACCUCAAAGACUGGGAUCACCAGUCGACCCUAGGAAGGUGCUGAUUGUCGCUGGCCAUCAUAACUGGAUUGUAGCUGCCUAUGCACAUUUUGUCAUUUGUUACAGGAUAAAGGAAUCAUCUGGCUGGCAGCAGGUGUUCUCCAGCCCAUACCUGGACUGGGCCAUUGAGCGGGUGGCCCUCAAUGCUAAAGUAGUGGGCGGGCCACAUGGAGACAAAGAUAAGAUGGUUGCAGCAUCUUCUGAGAGCAGCAUUAUACUCUGGAGUAUCCAGGAUGGAGGGAGUGGAAGUGAAAUAGGUGUGUUCAGCCUUGGGGUGCCUGUUGACUCCUUGUUUUUCAUUGGGAGUCAACUUGUUGCCACCAGUCACACAGGAAAGGUAGGAGUGUGGAAUGCCGUCACCCAGCAUUGGCAGGUGCAGGAUGUAGUGCCCAUUACAAGCUGUGACACUGCUGGCUCCUUCCUCUUGCUUGGCUGUAACAAUGGCUCAAUUUAUUAUAUCGAUGUGCAGAAGUUUCCACUGAGAAUGAAGGACAAUGACUUGUUGGUGACAGACCUGUACCACGACCCAUCCAAUGAUGCUAUCACAGCCCUCAGUGUCUACCUAACUCCUAAAACCAGUGUGAGUGGGAACUGGAUUGAGAUUGCUUAUGGAACCAGCUCAGGGGCCGUGCGUGUUAUCGUACAGCAUCCAGAGACUGUAGGAUCUGGACCACAGCUCUUCCAGACCUUCACUGUCCACCGCAGCCCCGUCACUAAGAUCAUGCUCUCUGAGAAGCACUUAGUGUCAGUGUGCGCUGACAACAACCACGUACGCACAUGGACGGUGACACGGUUCAGAGGCAUGAUCUCCACCCAACCAGGAUCUACUCCACUGGCAUCCUUUAAGAUCAUCUCACUGGAGGAGACGGAGAGCCACAGCAGCUAUUCCUCUGGCAAUGACAUUGGUCCAUUUGGAGAGAGAGACGACCAGCAGGUGUUCAUUCAGAAAGUCAUUCCCAUUACCAACAAACUCUUUGUUCGUCUUUCCUCUACUGGGAAAAGGAUCUGUGAAGUGCAGGCGGUAGACGGCACCACCAUCACAUGUUUCACAGUGCGAGAGUGUGAGGGCUCCAGCCGUAUGGGCUCCAGACCCCGCCGUUACCUCUUCACUGGCCACGCAAAUGGCAGCAUUCAGAUGUGGGACCUAAGUACAGCCAUGGACACGGUCAACAAAAGCGACGACAAGAGCAAGCGGGAGCCAGAGGUGGGAGGUCCAACUGAAGAGGAGCUGCUGAAGCUCCUUGACCAAUGUGAUUUGAGCACAUCUCGUUGUGCCACGCCCAACAUCAGCCCUGCCCCCUCUGUGCUGCAACAUAGCCGACUACGGGAGUCCUCCUCCAGUCUUCAAUUGCAGGCUCAAGAGCCUAUCCCUGAGACAGCCACUUACGGAGCCCUGCGCCCAUACAGAGAGAGCCCCUUACUAGCCCGUGCUCGACGCACAGAGAGCUUCCACAGCUACCGAGACUUCCACAGCCUAAAUCUGACCAAGGCCCUGCUGGAGAACACCGGACAGUGUGGAUCCACUGAGGAAGAGAUGCGGCCAUCUACGGGGGAGAGCAUUGCUGAGGAUAGUGAGAAAAGGAACUCCACCACGGAGCUUUGGGGGAGCAGAGUGUCUGAAACCCAGUCUGCAGCUGCACGCAAACCCCCAGACAGCCCUGCAGACCAGCGAAGGAGGUCCCAUUUGAUGGAUGAGGGGUCUUUGGAGUGCAGACCAGAGGGAGGGAGGAGGAGAGGGGCAUUUGAAACAAAUUUUCUGGGUAGAAAAAAGGCACCUCCUGUUCCGCAACUGAGCUCCCCACCUGCAGGGGCCGAUGGAGCGAGCAGUGACUCAUCCAGCACUGCCUCCCCAUCUCCAACUAAACUGUCCACAUCUCCACGCCAUCGCAAGGACCCUGAAAGUGCAUGUGAGUGAUGGUUUACACUGAUUUGUGACUCACUUUGACCCUGUAGCAAAUUUUGAGUUUAUUCAGUAAAGUCUCUGCAAAUAUUUAAAUGUUUAUACUUCAGCAGUGGUUUGGAGUAGAAACUUUAAUUAUGCUAUUAGUCAGCAGGGGCUUUCCUUUUAUCUAUAGUGCAAAUCAAAUGUGUUUCUGGGUCAAAGUGACUCAGAAUGACGAAUCAGGACGCAUGUUUUAAACAGAAGUCAUUCCACAUAUAAUAAUGUCGAUGACUGGCUGAUUUCAGGAGUGUUUCAUCAUAGAAGGGUUAAUGUGAAUGUUAAUGAGUUAGAAAGGAUAUCAGCUGGCAGCUAAAAACCUCAACUACUGUGGACAAAAUUAAAGGGAAAAUAGACAGUACAGAAACUGUUUUUUUCCUCACGUUUCCUUCACUCAGAGGAAAGACGAAGGCAUAAUCAUGGCUAAUUUUGUUUUGUGAAAACAUCAUGUGCUUUUGUCACUUCGACCAUCUGGGCCUCAUUCUCUUCCUGGCUUUGCCAAGUGUUUAAGCUUAGGUUAUAUUUGCUUAUGUUUGACUUUUCAUUCAUUAAUUUAAAUUUACCAACAAGCUAUACAUGAAACAAUUGUUUACGAUGAGCUGUGAAUAGAAGAAAAUGUUAAAUGAUCAUAUCACAUAACAUUUGCAGUUUUUUCUGCAUGCACCUUUGAUGCAAAAUAUAAAAAAAUAAUUUUAUCCAAUUUUUUUGCAUAUUAAUGGAAUGAUACAAUGCUGUUGCUACUAUCCACUAACGGUACCUUUCUAAACACUGCAAUGCACUUUAUUGUCUAUCAUUAUUUGUCAGUUUAUAAUGAAAUGGGGAUUCAGCGGAUAAACUACAAAUAAUGAACAGGUUUGAAAUGAAGGUUAGAAUUCCGUGUUGCCAUGAGGGAUGCAGGAAUGAUAAGCCUUUAAUAUUACAUUUCAUAAAAGGGACUUUUACUUGCUCUAGACAUUUUGGAAUUUAUUCAGUGCCUUUUACUAAUUUGGAUAGCUUCUGUUCUUGUGAGAUAAGCAUUUUUUUUCUCUCUUUCACCCUUUCUCAUAGACGUGCAACUUAUUUAAGUGAAACCAAAAUAACAGACUUUUAGACAACUGUAUUACUGGAGUUACAGAUUAAAAUGCCCAAAUCUAAACAUCAGCAUCAUGCAUUAUUUUAACCAUCACAGAUUGACUGAAUUAAUUAUUAUAUAACUUACAGGUACUUCACCUGGAAGUUAUAUAACCAUUAAUUCAGUCAAUUUAUAAUAUAAUAAAUAGUAUAUUUAGUAUAAAUUCUGUGCUAGUAGGAAUCGCAAAAAUCAUUGUUUCCAAACAGGUUUCCCAAACACUUCUAAUGCCUCUUUGGACCCGACCCCCCCAUCUGCCAUUGUUUGAUUAAACAGGUACUGUAGUUCUAUCAGAAAGACUAAAGAAUUUUGGAAUACCAUGAAAAGAUACUUGUAUCAUUUGGCGUAAGCCCCGUCUUACGGUUUAGCGCUCUGAUGCUGCUUAAACCAUCAGAUCCUGCCAGAGGCAAUAACGGCAGGGGAGCGGAGCUUACUCCUGCCCAGGACGGGACCUAAACUGGUGGAGUUGGGAUGGGAUGGGGGGUGAAAACACGGAACUAUGCGAAAAAUGAGAGGCACCUGGCAGGCUUAUAAAGCGGAGGCUGUAUUGUGAUUGGAUGUGAUGCCUGAUAAAUGAAUCCCGAGAUCUUCCUGCUAGAACUACACUUACGUUUACAUUUCCAUCCCAAACUCACAGCAUUGGUUUUGGGUGCACCACAGAGCCACAUUUUACACUUUUGGGAAGUCAUCCUAUGAAAUGACUUGUAGUUUUAGAAGUAAACUUAUAGUUAAUAUAGUAAUUUAGUUCACUAAACUUAGUGUUUGCACAUUAAACUAGGAUAAGGAAAGUUUCUGUAAGAUUGAAAAAGUAACCACUUUUAAGUCUAAUACUAAAAACUCAAUAAUUUAACUUGGAUAAUUUUUAGCUUUCUGAUAUUAUACUAAAGCUCUAAUGAACAGUUUUUCAGACAGUUCACAAAUUAGUGUAAGUGAUUUUUUCACAUAGAACUUUUAGGUUAAUUGAAUUGCACAUUUGUUAACAUCAAUAAAUGCAUUUGGUAUCACAAUGAACAAUAUUAUUUAAAGCAUUCAUUAAUCUCGGUUAAUAUUAAUUUUAAUUUGAGAAAAUACUAUUGUACAUUGUUAGUUCAUGUUUAGAUCCUAAUGCAUUAAAUAAUGUUACAAUUAUUGAAAUUAACAUUAUCCAAGAUUAAUAAAUGCUGUUAAAGUUUUGUUCAUGUUGUUAGUUCAUGUUAACUAAUGAAGUUAAAAAAUGUUAAUGAAAACAACCUUAUUGAAAAGUGUUACCAAAAUCAAAACUUGAAAUUAGUAAAUUUGUGAUAAAACACUCAAGGCACCCAGGCAAGCAGCUCUCUCACAAAACAUAAUAAAUGAUCAAAAAUAACAAUACUAAUUAAUAUUAAUAAUAUACUAAUUAAUUAAUAAUAAUAAUAAAAUAAAAAAGUUUUGAAGACAGUUGCAUGUUUUAAUAUAAUAACAUACAAUUUGGACUAAUGGAUUAGGUCUGCAUUAGGUCUGAACAGGCCUCCUAAAUCAUCAUGCUUUGAAUAUCACAAAGCAUAAAUUUAUCAUUUGCAUUCAAAUUGUAAAGAUUUGUUUAUAUUUGACAUGAAGCUAAUUUUAUUUUGACUGAUGCGCAUAGUCACUUUCUUUACUAUCCUUUACACUUUGUGUACAAGUUUCAUGCCUCCACAGAGAAAUAUACAGUAUAAAUCUAUAUUUCAAUGAUGGAUAUCCAAUAUAGGUUAUUAAUGUUAAUCUAUGUUACUAAGUGAGGUUAUUGCUUAUAUUGUUUUAUAUCUGAAUCAUAGCCAUUAACAAAGUACUUAAUAGAAAUUAUAUGAAGUUAUAAGGUCCCACAUUUCAACUAUGCUAUGCAACCAGUCAAUCAUUUUCAUGGUGACAGUGCUGACUGUAGGCUAUAUAGCUGAAUGAAUUAAAGAAUUCUCAUUUGACACUUCCUAAAGAAAUAAGUAGUUCAUAUUUUCUGGAAUCCUGGAAGUCAUUUUACAAUUUCCUAUUUUGUUGUGAUUGGUUAGCACCUACAUGUAGGUUAUUAUUACAACAUGGUAUGAAGCCUGAAACAAUUUCUGAUUAAUAUGCACUAAUGAUUUAUCAAGACUUUGACCAUUAGUCUAAUAUAUUGUAUGCAUAACUGGUCAAUACAUUUUUUGUUUUGUUUUAUCGAAUAUAGGCUUUUCAUGCCAUUGAUCAUUUCAGGUUGUCUGAGAUGUUUCAAUGUUAAGGAAUGUUUUAUCGACAAGAGUGUAAUACUUUAUGCUUGCUAUCAGAAAUACUGUCACAACCUGAUUUCUGUGUGUUUUCAGCCUGUUACUGUAUGCAAGAUGGCUCAAUAAAUGAUGUUUUAUCUAACAAGAAUAGUUGUAGAUAAACUGGCCUGCUACUAAACAUGGAUCAUGUUAUAUGAUGCGUGUCUAAAAGUACAGGUGUGGAAUCGGACUGAAACUCUUAUUGGUACGUGCUCUACAUACUGGUACUCAGUUUCUGUACAUUUCCAAUGACACAAUAAAGUAACCAAAUGUA
Messenger RNA from Myxocyprinus asiaticus (Chinese sucker), 6404 nucleotides. RefSeq names its product BTB/POZ domain-containing protein KCTD3-like. Bases 296 to 2767 code for a protein of 823 amino acids. Gene Ontology annotation, molecular function: protein binding. The transcript has 18 exons. Gene Ontology annotation, biological process: protein homooligomerization. Lineage: Eukaryota; Metazoa; Chordata; Actinopteri; Cypriniformes; Catostomidae. The record is from RefSeq and is a predicted model, not a curated record.